UUUCUCGAACACCGGCUGACUCGCAUGAUGGCCUAAGUAUAAUCGAAUAGUGCUGGUUAUUUUGGAAGGCCGUUUCGCUAUCGUUACUAAAUCGCAGUUAAUCAUUCGAGUCAUCCAUAUUGUCGAUCCAGCGACACUAAUCAACCACAAUGGAAAAUCGGCCCUGACGGUUGAAUCAAACGUCGACGGAGUACUUUCUUCGGUUUUUAAUCAGUUCAGCGGACCGUGCAUUUACCUUACAAUUAAAAAUAAUCGAUACGAAAACUGUCAAACGAAGUGUGUUAUGUCUAGGAUAUGUAACCAGGAAAAAAAAGAAAUUUGAAAUUAAUGUAAAGACAUACACCCAAGCAUAGUGGCGAAUGUAAAUGUAUAUCCUGAGCAUUCACAUACCUUUUUGUCCUAUUUUAAAUGAAGUUCUGUUCUUAUGAUAUCAUAUGGUCCAAUUUUGUAUUGAACAGAUGUCUUCGCCCCUGAAAACCACCGACUCCAAUGGAGUGAAAGUACGAUCAUAUCGAAGUGCUGAUUACAAGGAGUGUCGAGAAAUAUUCACUCAGGGAAUGGAGCAAUUGAUCAAGCUUGUGGCACAAGUGGUCUUCCCCAGAUACUGUUGGCUUCUAGCAGCUUUAAGUGCCUUUGUGUUUCUUGCUGCCAUAAAGUAUUCCCUGUGGCUUGUUCCCCUCUACAUAUUUGCUUGUUUAGUUGUACUUUCGCUUUUGUACGUGCAUGUUUAUCUGGAGUGUUGGAAGUACAUUAACCGUUGUUUGGCAACAGAUUUGAAGAAGAUUGAAAAGAUUUACAUGACCAAUGAUGGCUCCCACAUGUGGGUGGCUGAGUGGAAUGGUAAAGUUGUGGGAAUGGUUGGCCUUGUACACAAUGAAGGCCACAAACCAGGAGUCGCUGAACUUCAGAGGAUGUCUGUAUCAUCAGCCUGUAGAAGAAUGGGAAUUGCCAGGAAAUUGCUCGACGAGCUGCUCAAACAUGCCAAAGAACAGCAAUUUGAGAAGCUUGUAUUGACUACCACCAGUGCACAGACACCAGCCAUUCGACUUUACAAGAAAUACGGCUUCAAGCUUGUGGCAGUAUUUCCUUAUCCGAAAAAACUUCUUGCAGACAUGCAGUAUUCUUCCUUCGACCUCAGGCUGAACUGUUAGAACUGUCUUGAUCAAACCUUCAACUAUUGAUAUCCAGAUAUCAAUAUUAAUUUUCCCCCUACCUGUCUAAAUCCGAAAAUAUGGGGUUGAAUCGAACAUGUUAUGUUUUUUACUUCUUCCUAUCAACAUUUGGUUCAAAAUGUAAUCAAAUUGUAAGGAUUAAUACCAGUUUCGGUGACUCCUGAAGUAAGAUGGUUAAUAGUACAUGUAUCUACGGUUUACCGAAAUAAUUUUGAAUAUGUCAACAAAGUUGAAAUGGUAAAUUGACCACCGUUACGGUUAUAAAAGCCGACGUUUCGAGCGUUAGCCCUUCGUCGGAGCGAAUAGAGGAAUUGUGGGUUUACCCUUGAGCGUAGACGGUGGAAGCACUUCCUCAUAAUUCGAUUAACUGAACAGAUUUUCAGUUGAUUGUAGUCGAAAUAGAGGAUAUUUGCCAAACAGUCAUUCUGGACAUUAACUUAAAUCUCAGAUUUGCACUAUCCAGGCCUAUCUGUGGCUUCCAUGUGAUGGAACGACACUGGACUUAACAUUUGAAAAAAAAUUUCGUUAUCUUUUUCCUAAAAUGUUCAGGGCAUUUGCCCGCAUAAACGCUGUUAAGUUCGUGCUCGAAAUCGAUAGGUACAAAUGUUUUUUUUUAUUCAAUAUAGUAUAGGCAUGAUUCUAACUUGCAGUUCAUAUUGCUUUAGGCUGCUUGAUUGUAAACGUGUCGACGGUUAGAUGUUCUAUUUCGUGGAAACGAAUCUCUUCGAAGAUUGCGACGAAAUAUAAUGACAAUAGUUAUUACA
Molecule: messenger RNA, 1936 nt
Organism: Stylophora pistillata
Lineage: Eukaryota; Metazoa; Cnidaria; Anthozoa; Scleractinia; Pocilloporidae
Product: N-acetyltransferase 8F1
Molecular function (GO): N-acetyltransferase activity
Source: RefSeq, a predicted model, not a curated record